AUGGACGAAGAUCAAUUCCAUAUUCCAAUGCUUGGUAAUCAACUUGCUGAAAGAUUCGGACAAGAUGUUGCUUACACUACCGUUCAGAAAUGCCUCAACAACUGUGUGUCAAGUUACUCAGAGGGAUCUCUUCUCCCCACUGAAGAGAGAUGCUUGAGAAACUGCUUUGUAAAGAGCUAUGACUUCUUCAAAUAUGCAGAUGAUGAGCUUAAGUUCUUCCUCAGACAGAACAAGGAAUAAUUAUUCUCUAACCUGGUUAAUUUUAUCUAGUUUUCUUUCGAAAUUAUGGCUAUGGAGAUUCCUUCUGAUUAUCCUAGUCAUAACCAGGGUUUAUCUCCAAGAGUUAGC
Messenger RNA from Moneuplotes crassus, 348 nucleotides. NCBI's taxonomy places the organism in Eukaryota, Ciliophora, Spirotrichea, Euplotida, Euplotidae. The record is from the annotation of a GenBank genome assembly.